This is a messenger RNA of Nerophis ophidion (straightnose pipefish), 1361 nucleotides long. RefSeq names its product ankyrin repeat domain-containing protein 1-like. Gene Ontology annotation, molecular function: protein binding. The coding region runs from base 62 to 1012 and encodes 316 amino acids. Gene Ontology annotation, biological process: protein localization to ciliary inversin compartment. The record is from RefSeq and is a predicted model, not a curated record. Gene Ontology annotation, cellular component: ciliary inversin compartment. NCBI's taxonomy places the organism in Eukaryota, Metazoa, Chordata, Actinopteri, Syngnathiformes, Syngnathidae. The transcript is spliced from 9 exons.
GCGGAGCUGAGCUAUAAGAGCGCAGGAGCGCGCAACGGCAGCAUCACAGCACACCAGACACAUGAUGGGCCUGCGCAGCGUGGAGGAACUGGUGACCGGUAAGCGGUCGGAGGGCAAGGAGGCAGAUGGCGGCGAGUACGAAGCGGUGGUCAAGCAGGAGAAGCGGGAUGACCUCCGGUCCCACCGCCAGCUUCUGGGCGGCGACCUGUCGGAGGAGAGCGACAGCGGCGGCGAAGUGGAGGAAGUCAGCGUGGCGGCUCUGCAAAUGGACAAAUGCGGCCGCCUGCGUCUGGAGACGGUGGACGACUUGUUCAACAUCCUGCAGCUGAGGAAGAGAAGAAGGGAAAGGAAGGCUCCCGCCCACAAGAAGCGUCAUCAGCCUGACGUGGAGAUGCUGCCCGACACGGUGGACGCCGAGCUCUUCCUCGCCGCCGCCAUGGACAACAAGAUGGCGCUGGUGGAGAAGUACCUGAGCGAGGGAGGACAGCCCGACACGGCCGACCACUUCCAGAGGACGGCGCUGCACAAAGCCUCCUUCAAAGGUCACGUGGACGUCAUGACCAGGUUACUAGACGCCGGCGCCGCCAUCGAAAGAAAGGACAAGCUGGAGGCCACGGCGGUCCACUGGGCGUGCCGAGGAGGAAACCUUCCUGCCCUUCAGCUCCUCCUCAAACGUGGUGCCAAGUUCACCGCCAGAGACAAGCUGCACAGUUCUCCUCUGCACGUGGCCGUCAGGACAGGACAUCACGAGUGUGCCGAGUACCUCAUCCACUGCGGCGCCGACGUCAACGCCAAAGACCGGGACGGGGACACGCCCAUGCACGACGCCGUGAGGAUCAACCGCUUCAAGAUGAUCAAGCUGCUGAUGCUCUCCGGCGCCGGCCUGCACGUCAAGAACAGCGACGGGAAGACGCCGAUGGAGACGCUGUACUGCUGGCAGAACGGCGCCAAGAGCCUCCUCUUCCACGUCGGCGAGGAGAACGCCGAGCGGAGGAGCGCCAAGCUGCCGUGACGUCAUCAAAAGUGGACGAGACUGGAUUGGUUUUUUCUCGUUUCCUUGACGGCCGUGCAGGGAGGGGGCGUGGCAAACCCGUGACUGGGCGGUCCCUCGGGUCGCCGUGUUGGCGGGAAUGUGGAAAGCGAUCGCGCGACGACUGCGUCGAAUGUUGCUGGGCGACAUUUUUGUUUUGGAUGUCGGCGACGCUUCCUUUCUUUCUUGGUGACCAUAGAGAACUACUUUGUUGAUAUCCGUUGUUUGAGUCAUGUUCGGUAACUUUAUCGUAAAAAUGAUGUCAUUUACAGUAAUGCACUAUAGAGACCAGCGUGAAAAAACCAGGGUAAAACUGUAAAAUCUACAGAUA